This is a messenger RNA of Daktulosphaira vitifoliae (grape phylloxera), 750 nucleotides long. RefSeq names its product succinate dehydrogenase [ubiquinone] cytochrome b small subunit, mitochondrial (gene SdhD). Gene Ontology annotation, molecular function: heme binding; ubiquinone binding. Gene Ontology annotation, biological process: tricarboxylic acid cycle; mitochondrial electron transport, succinate to ubiquinone. The coding region runs from base 125 to 643 and encodes 172 amino acids. Gene Ontology annotation, cellular component: membrane; mitochondrial envelope. The transcript has 4 exons. NCBI's taxonomy places the organism in Eukaryota, Metazoa, Arthropoda, Insecta, Hemiptera, Phylloxeridae. The record is from RefSeq and is a predicted model, not a curated record.
GAAAUGUAGCUUAAAAUUUUCGGUGAUUAUUAAGUAAAAGAUAUUUAUGUUGAGUUUGAUUUUAAAGUAAUAAUAUUAAAUACUUUAUUGCUACUUAAUAAGUUAUUAAUCAAUAUUCUUUAAAAUGUUGGCUCUUAAAGUAUUACGUUAUACUAACAAAACAAGUUUGUUAUUUUCUCAGAGGCAAUUUUCAUACUGUGUUUUACCUAAUACCAUAAAACAACUUAACAAAAUGAAUCAAAUAAGCCAAAAAUCAUUAAUAAAACCAUUAGUAUGUUCUCCAAUACUAACUCGUUUUACCAGUACUGCUACACCUACUAAAAGUGAAAAAAACUAUGCUAGUUUAUGGAAAGGUGAACGUAUUGUAUCUAUUGCAUUACUACCCUUAUUUCCAGCUGCAAUUAUAUAUUCAUCUCCAAUUAUUGAUACAUUAUUAGCUACCAGUCUCAGUUUACAUGUUUAUUGGGGGUUAGAAGCCUUAGUUAUAGAUUACUUGAGAGUACCAGUAGUUGGCCAAUUAGCUAAUAAAGUUGGACAUGUUGCAGUUACUUUAGCUGCAAUUCUAACUCUUGCUGGAUUUUUGAAACUUAUUUUUAAUGGUGAUGGUCUCGGAAAUUCCAUAGUUCAGUUAUGGAAAUUAUAAUAUUAUAGUCAUUUUCUUAAUUUAUAAAAAAUUUAAUUUUUUUUUUUCAGUUUUUUAGAUAUUUGUAAAAAUAUUUACUCAGAAUAAAAUAAAAUUUAUAUAUUUAA